UGUAUUUUUCUUUAUGGAAGGCAUUUUAACUUAGGUGCUGCUUUCCAGACCUAGGGUCCAAUUUUAUCUUCUAUUUUUUUUAGUGGAAUGAAAAACCCACAAAAGAGUGGGACAGUUGCUCAGUUGCUCCACAACCUCAUCAAUUUGUGUGGCAUAGAAUGAGAUAGCCUCUUCUCUCCCUUUCCCGUCCUCCAAACAAUACAAGCAAAAUCAACACUCGUACAUUCCAGAGAUAGCGCUAAAACUAGCAACAGCCAUGGCUAACAUGAUCGUGGCUUCCACCAAAACCCUAAUCACCUCCUCCCCCUCCCUCCCUCCCACCACCACCACCCCCAGACCCAAAUUCCACCUUCCCCACAUCUCUCUCCCCCGACUCCCCAAACUCCUCUCCCUCAAAUCCGCCGCCCUCAUCGCCGCUACCACCACCACCUCCCUCUCUCUCGCUCCACUUCCCUCCAUGGCAGAAGAGAUCGAGAAGGCCGCCCUCUUCGAAUUCAACCUCACCCUUCCCAUCAUGAUGGCCCAGUUCCUCCUCCUCAUGGUCGCACUCGACAAGAUCUACUACUCUCCCCUCGGCAAAUUCAUGGACGAAAGAAACGCCGCUAUCAAGGAAAAGCUCAACAGCGUGAAGGACACUUCCGGCGAAGUGAAGCAGCUGGAGGAGCAGGCUGCGGCUGUGAUGAAGGCGGUGAGGGCGGAGAUAUCGGCGGCCCUCAACCAGAUGAAGAAGGAGACGGCGGCGGAAGUAGAGAUGAAGCUGGCGGAGGGGAGGAAGAAGGUGGAAGCGGAGCUGCAAGAGGCUUUGGCCGUUUUGGAGAAGCAGAAGGAGGACACCAUCAAGGCUCUUGAUUCUCAGAUCGCUGCUCUGAGUCAGCAAAUUGUGAACAAGGUCCUUCCCCUCUGAUCUUUUUUUUUUUUUUUUCCUUUUUCCAAAUUUAAUUUUCAUGGCCAUCAUGGGAAACAAAUUUAAUUUCCUAUUAUAAUGGAUUUUGUGUAGCAUAUAUAUAAUUGCAAUGUAACCAUCUACCCAUGUGGAAAUUUUUGGGGUCACUUCCAAAUGAAUGACAAAUAUGGGUUGAUGAAUCCUCUUAACAAAAAAGGGAUUGAAAUCAUGGGAAAUGACAAGAUGAUUAUGUUCUUCUAUGUAUUUUUUCUCCGGUGUCAUACUUCAUCACUUUGGAUUCACCAAACAAUAAAUAAAUUUAAUGAUAUUGAUUUUUA
Molecule: messenger RNA, 1221 nt
Organism: Vitis vinifera (wine grape)
Lineage: Eukaryota; Viridiplantae; Streptophyta; Magnoliopsida; Vitales; Vitaceae
Product: ATP synthase subunit b', chloroplastic
Exons: 1
Coding region: 257-904 (215 amino acids)
Biological process (GO): proton motive force-driven ATP synthesis
Molecular function (GO): proton transmembrane transporter activity
Source: RefSeq, a predicted model, not a curated record